GACUCCGCGGCGGCCAUCUUGGUUGUGGGCUGACGGUCGCAAGGCUGCGCCUGCGCAAUGGCUCUUCCGCCCAAGCUGUCGCGGCUGUGGCGGCACAGAGUUGAGAGAGUAGUUCUGCGUCGGCGACCACCAUGACCCAGGCCGAGAAGGGCGACGCGGAGAACGGGAAGGAGAAAGGCGGGGAGAAGGAGAAGGAGCAGCGCGGCGUGAAGCGGCCCAUCGUGCCGGCGCUGGUGCCCGAGUCGCUGCAGGAGCAAAUCCAGAGCAACUUCAUUGUUGUCAUACACCCAGGUUCGACGACUUUAAGGAUUGGCCGGGCCACGGACACGCUGCCUGCCAGCGUUCCCCAUGUUAUCGCCCGAAGACACAAGCAGCAGGGACAGCCGCUCUACAGGGACAACUGGCUCCUCCGGGAGGGACUCAAUAAACCUGAAAGUAAUGAACAAAGACAGAAUGGCCUUAAGAUGGUGGAUCAAGCAAUAUGGUCUAAAAAAAUGUCCAAUGGUACCAGGCGGAUCCCGGUGUCCCCUGAACAGGCACGCUCCUACAAUAAGCAGAUGCGACCUGCGAUUUUAGAUCACUGUUCUGGAAACAAGUGGACAAAUACGUCUCAUCACCCUGAGUAUUUGGUGGGAGAGGAGGCCUUGUACGUCAACCCGCUGGACUGCUACAACAUUCACUGGCCCAUCCGGCGAGGGCAGCUCAACAUCCACCCCGGCCCCGGGGGCUCCCUCACAGCUGUCCUGGCAGAUAUCGAAGUCAUAUGGUCGCACGCAAUUCAGAAAUACUUGGAAAUCCCGCUGAAAGAUUUAAAGUAUUAUCGUUGUAUUUUGUUAAUUCCCGAUAUCUACAAUAAGCAACAUGUGAAAGAAUUGGUGAAUAUGAUACUGAUGAAGAUGGGGUUUUCAGGGAUUGUGGUUCAUCAGGAGUCAGUGUGUGCCACCUUUGGGAGUGGCUUAAGCAGCACAUGUAUCGUAGAUGUUGGGGACCAGAAGACAAGUGUGUGCUGUGUGGAGGACGGGGUGUCCCAUCGCAACACUCGACUCUGCCUGGCGUAUGGAGGCUCUGACGUGUCGCGCUGUUUCUACUGGCUCAUGCAGCGGGCCGGCUUCCCUUACAGAGAGUGCCAGCUGACCAAUAAGAUGGACUGCCUCCUCCUGCAGCACCUCAAGGAGACCUUUUGCCACUUAGAUCAGGACAUCUCGGGACUUCAGGACCACGAGUUCCAGAUCCGACAUCCGGAUUCUCCUGCUCUGCUUUACCAGUUUCGGUUAGGAGACGAGAAGCUCCAGGCACCGAUGGCUUUGUUUUACCCGGCGACGUUUGGAAUCGUUGGACAGAAGAUGACGACCUUGCAGCACAGGUCCCAGGGCGACCCUGAGGACCCUCAUGACGAACACUACCUGCUGGCCACGCAGAGCAAGCAAGAACAGUCAGCGAAAGCUACUGCUGACCGCAAGUCUGCCUCCAAACCCAUCGGAUUUGAAGGGGAUCUUCGUGGGCCGGCCUCUGAGCUUCCGGAGAGGCUUCACUCCCAGGAGGUGGACUUGGGCUCCUCCCAGGGAGACUGCCUGAUGGCCGGCAAUGACUCCGAGGAGGCCCUCACAGCACUGAUGUCCAGGAAGACGGCUGUCUCGCUGUUUGAAGGGAAGGCCUUGGGGCUCGACAAAGCCAUCCUGCACAGCAUAGACUGCUGCUCAUCCGACGACACCAAGAAGAAGAUGUACAGCUCCAUCCUGGUUGUGGGAGGUGGCCUGAUGUUCCAUAAAGCUCAAGAAUUCCUGCAGCACAGGAUUCUCAACAAGAUGCCACCUUCCUUCAGGCGCAUCAUUGAAAAUGUGGACGUGAUCACAAGGCCUAAGGACCUGGACCCCCGGCUGAUUGCCUGGAAAGGGGGCGCAGUGCUGGCCUGUCUGGACACCACGCAGGAGCUGUGGGUCUAUCAGCGGGAGUGGCAGCGCUUCGGAGUCCGCAUGCUGCGAGAGCGGGCUGCGUUUGUGUGGUGACAUGGGAUGGCAUCGGCCCUGGCCAAGGCCGGAGACGAGGCCCUCAGUGUGAAGGACUCUCACGGAAGGUGGGGACUCUAAUUUAUUGACUGAGAUGCUCAACUUCACAGCAACGACACAGUCGUUGGUCUGCAAUCAUAAGCUGUUUCUGAAGUCGGUGUUUCAGAAUGAAUAGGAAUGUAUUCCUCAGGAGAAGCCUCCUGCCCUCACAGGAGCCUGUGCUGCUGGACAAGCCCCUGAUGCAGGCCAGCCCCUCCUGCCAGCGGAGCUGCAAGCAUGGCAGCCGCAGGCAGCAGGACACGGCCGUGCCCUGAGGACUGGGCAGGCCCCCUCCCCUCUGCCCAGCAGAACAGCUGGAGGCUCUGUCGCCUGAGCUAGCGUGACGUGAGCCCUCAGAAUUCUAAACAGGAGAAGAGUCUGGUUUUUCUGUUUUUGUUGUAUUGCAAGGGAUUGGGACCCUUCAGGGCUAGGUUUCCAGUCACAGAGAUUCAAGCCUGGGGCUGGCUUUUGCUACCAGACAUGGGAUAGGUUAAUGACAUGAAAACUGUUAUUGACCAAAACAAUACAGAAGCUGGAAGUGAAGUCUUGGUUUUUUUUCCAAAGCCAAAUAGUGACUCGGGUCUCAUGCAGAGUUGACUGCUUGCAUUACACGGACAGUGGCUGCUGGAGCUGCUGUCUUUGCCACCCUGCCCCCAGCUUCUUUCUACCUGCAGGCCCGUUACCGUGGAGCUGAUGUUCUGUGGUCAGCUGGCCUAAGCUGUGUGCAUCGUGAAACAGAACACAGAACACAGCUGAUCACCCGUGGCUCUAGCCCCUAGCGCCCUCUGAGGCUCCCACCUGCUGCCUCCAGCACCUUACUUAGACUGAGAUGGGGGAGAUGACAGAAGUAGGGUGGGAGAAGAGACAGAGGAGUGGAACAUGGGUACGCGAGGACAGGGAGGAAUGCUGGCGUAAACAGCAGCGACCUUUGUGACCGCCAAGGAGGUGAGGCACCAAGAGUCGUCGGAGAGGAAAGUCGUUUCCACUUGUGUGUUGGGAAGUGUGCCUCAGCUUGGAAGUUGUAUGUGCUCUUGUUUUCUCCACACAAUAAACAUGCACAGUGCUG
Messenger RNA from Ochotona curzoniae (black-lipped pika), 3111 nucleotides. RefSeq names its product actin related protein 8 (gene ACTR8). The record is from RefSeq and is a predicted model, not a curated record. Gene Ontology annotation, cellular component: Ino80 complex. The transcript has 13 exons. NCBI's taxonomy places the organism in Eukaryota, Metazoa, Chordata, Mammalia, Lagomorpha, Ochotonidae. Gene Ontology annotation, biological process: double-strand break repair; regulation of DNA-templated transcription. The coding region runs from base 132 to 2006 and encodes 624 amino acids.